Xyrauchen texanus (razorback sucker) is the source of this 1216-nucleotide messenger RNA. It is a transcript of the gene llph, whose product is annotated as LLP homolog, long-term synaptic facilitation factor. Gene Ontology annotation, biological process: dendrite extension. The coding region runs from base 160 to 543 and encodes 127 amino acids. Gene Ontology annotation, cellular component: nucleolus. NCBI's taxonomy places the organism in Eukaryota, Metazoa, Chordata, Actinopteri, Cypriniformes, Catostomidae. The transcript is spliced from 3 exons. The record is from RefSeq and is a predicted model, not a curated record. Gene Ontology annotation, molecular function: RNA binding.
CCGGACCCACGUGUGUCUAGUGCGCUUACACGAGUUUGGCAUAGCGAAUUUAAUAGGCUUGAAGAGACAAUGAAGCAAUACUGGCAGCAAACAUUAUACAAAUGCUAGGAUUUAUUACUUCAGUAUCGUUUAGAGGAGAGAUCUCUGUUCUCUAUCAGGAUGGCGAAAAGUUUACGCAGCAAGUGGAAGAGGAAGAUGAGGGCAGACAAGAGAAAGAAGAUUGCCCCCAAAGAGCUGGUACGACUCAAAGCAGUGCUGGGCCAGGGAGAAAAAGGCGAGAUCACCAUGAAAGAUGUAGCCGAGGUCGCCACUGUAGUGCCAGCUGAGAAAGUGAAAGAGAAGCCAAAAUAUGUAGAGUUGCAGGAAGACAAUGGAGAUGCUGGAAAGAUGGAUUUGGACAGUAAGCGCAAUAAAAAGACAAUGCUGGAUGAUCAAGGGCGGUAUCCUGUCUGGAUGAAUCAAAGGCAGGCGAAGAAGGUGAAAGCCAAAUGUUUGACUAAAAAGGGCAAACCGAACAUUAAAAAUAAAGGAAUUGCCUGGUAGAUGAACGGAUUCGCCUGUAUAAGGACACUAUUCCUGUAAUGGUUGUACAUGAGCUUUGCUGUGCAUUGUUUUGAUGUACAAUUUGGAAAUUUCCAUGGACUGAUUAUGCAGCCUUGUGCAGACAAAUACUUGACAAUGUUUGCAGUUGUCAAAUGUUAUGACAAUCUAGUAGGCACUGUUUAUGGCUUAUGGAGAAUGCGAGAUGAGGUCAGAAGGGAAUACAUUGAUUGAAGAGCAUAUUUAAUGAAAUUAUGGGAAAGAGAGCCUAUUUGAAUACUGUAAUUACUCUGGAUUCAGCAUGCUACCUGGCUGACUCUUUCAAUAAAAUAUAGAGUCUGUCCCUCUCCGACUAAACGUUUAUUUAUUUUUUUCUUUAUUUGGAUCUUUUUCACCAUUUGGAUCUGUUUAAUUUUGAAAUUGUAAAGUUUUCAAGGAAUUGUUCACCCAAAAUGUAAAUUCUCUCAUCUGACGGACUUCUGCAGAACACAAAUUAAUUUUUUACAUUUUUUUUUUUCUUCUGGUCCUCACAAUGCAAGUGAAUGGUGGCUAGUACUUUGAAGCUUCAAAAGCACAUAAAGGCAGUAAAUGAUGAGAGCAUUUUUAUUUUGGGGUGAACAAUCUCUUUAAAAGUGUGUUUCUAUGCAGACAGAAUUAUUAUGGAUGCGCAUGACUU